AAUGCAAGGGAAAUGUCAGUUUGAUAAGGACCUUUUUUUUCUCAUUGCCACCUCCCCCCACCCACCCCCCCCUCCAUCAUCACCACCGCCACCACCACCACCACCACCACCACCUCCUUCCCCCAAACCCCCACCCACCCCACCCCCAUCUACUCCGGCUCAACAAAUUCAGCGGCAGCUAUGUCAUGUUCGGAGAAUUCCGCAUCUCGUUCGUUCUCAGUGAGUGCUUUAAUUUGCUCCGGCCAGACUCAACCUUACUGCCCCGGGGGUUAUUUGUCCCCUAGGACGGACCAGGGCUACGGUACCCAGAGCUGUCACCCAAAAGACGCCGGGAUGAGCCAACAACAAGGUCUAAGUCUGGUUCCACAUCAGUACGUGCCAGGCAUGGCGGGGUGGGCGACGCCACCUCCAUCGGGCCACACCGGCCGACUUCAACAGUUGGGUGCUUACUCCUUCCCGUCCGGCGUGAAGGAGGAGGCCAGUUAUUGUUUACUAGACGGGGACAAGCGCACGAAGGCGGCCGCGGAGGUCUCUGUGUACCCGAGAGCAGUCUCUGAAACGUGCGCCAGGGCCCCCGCUGUCCCGGUCUACUUCCGCUCGGAACCGAGCUACACGCCGAACAAACCGGCGGAUUACAGCCCCCCGCGGCCGGCCGCCGCUCCCUGUUCGGCCCCGUCCAGCGCCGCCUUCGCACAGCCCUUCGCCACGUCGUCCUCGUCGGAUGCAGGUGAAAGGCCCGUGAAAAUGCGCGGCUCAACCGACCCGGGGAAGCACACGGAGGGAAGAGGGUGUGACUUUGCACCCGAGGCGCCCACUUUAGAGUUUCCUGCCGCCGAACGAGCUCUCCACAAGAAACAGACCAAAGAAAGCCCGAAGGCCGAGAAUACGAUAAACUGGAUGACGGCAAAGGGGGGACGCAAGAAGCGUUGCCCCUACACCAAACAUCAGACGCUGGAGCUGGAGAAGGAGUUCCUGUUUAACAUGUACUUGACUCGAGAGCGCCGCCUGGAGAUCAGUCGGAGUGUGAACCUUACCGACAGACAGGUCAAAAUCUGGUUCCAGAACAGAAGAAUGAAGCUGAAAAAGAUGAGCCGGGAGCACAGAAUUCGGGAAUUAUCAACCGCAUUUCCCAUCUGACGAAGCCGUUGUGGUUUUCUUUUCUUUUUAAUUUAAGGACGAGACUGUGGAUGAUCUCGUUUUGGGAGUCCGAAUGCCACAACGAUAUUGAAGGUGGAGGUGGGGAAGGGGAGAGGGAAAGACCGGCGGGGGGGGGGGGGGUGGGUGAGGGGGUGGGGGUUGAAUCUGGGAGUCACUGGCAGGAAUUUGCAAGCUCCGGUCUCGUCACUAGGGCAACUUGGAGAGACGGGAAGAUGCGAGAAGGCGAGUUUGUAAUUUCAACAUAAUGGGGGGGGGGGGGGGGAAUAUGAACGGCGGCGGCUCCCUUUUACUGUAGAAGAGACCAUCACUUUUCAUCGGCUGACUUUGAGCCAUUUCUCAGAAGAUGACAAAAUAAAUUGAAGAGGCAAAAAAAGAGUUUUCGAUGCCAAAAGUACAUCUGGCUGGUCACAUAUAUAAAUAAUUGUUCUCUUUCGUGCAUAUAAACAAUUUCUAGUUAAUCCAUUAACAAACUUAUUAUUUUAAGGCAACUUCAGUUCAUUGAAGGACAACAGAGUGAUUUGAGCACAGCAUGCAGACACCUCAGAUGUUUAAUCUGCAUGGGUGCCUGGAGUGUUUUCAGUAUAUACGGCACACGGCGUCAAAAUGGGAAGAGCCAGAGGCGGGAGACAGUGCAGAGGAUUCGGUUCUUCACAUGAAAACUGGAGUAACUGUGCUUAAUCUGAUUGCAAGUUAAUCCUAUUUCAAGUAGGACGGACGAUUGAAUUACGUCAUGAACUACUUGGCAGUGCUGGCGCGGCUGUUCAUUGGGUCAUUAUUUUUGGCCUGCCGAGGGAGAUUUGUAGUAAUUCUCACGUGUGUUGUUUAAUAUUUCUUUAAGUUAUGCAGAAGGGCUGAUGGCAGAAGGAACCACUUUGCAGGCAAAGCGAGGGUCGCCGGUUGUUGAUGCAUUAUGAACAGAUAAACGUUUUUUUUCUCUCAUAUCCAUUUUCCCAAGUGCCAAACCUGAUUACUUCAGCAGCAGACGCAAAAUGGGUGAAGGGUCUUCUGCCAGAAACUUCGACUGUUUACUCUUUACUCCAGCGUUUUGUCCGUGUUGUUUUGGACGUCUGGCAUCGCAGACUUUCGCGUUUAAGUAUCCUGAGUUGCUUACUUCAGCCCAUUGCCCCAUCCGGGGCAAAGAACGCUGACGGCAAAUCGGCUGAGAGUCCCCUGCCCUGAGCAAAUCUUUAGAGCUGUCCCCAGGGCCAGUCCCCCUUCGAAGAUCCUUCCUCUCCCCAAGAUGAGAUCUCGGAAGAUUUCUAUUCAAUCAGGACACGCGGACUAGACAAAAGUAUUAAUUCAAUACAACGCUCGUUAGUACAACAGAAACAAGCAGCAGAUUGAACCCAACGUGACAAGUUUAAAAGCAUAUUACUUUAAUAUGCAUGUGCGUGCGUGUGUGUAUAUAUACUACACACAUAAAUAUAUGUUUUGUUUUUCUCUCUCUCUCUCUCGCCGUUUUCCUUUGAUAGGCUCAAAGAAGCUAAAAUUAUUCCGGAAUAAAGUAAAAAGAUAUGGGCCAUAUCUCUUAAAACUAGGACAAUUUGUAAAAGCUUCCGGUUGCCCUUCCUGCAGCCCUGGACUUUUAGGUGACGUAGUUGUUACCCCCUUUCGCAGCCGGCCUUGGGGCCGAAGAUGCACUCAUGAAUUCAUAGUUCUUUUGCUGAAAGACUCAGAUACACCCGAUAUUACAGAUUAAGUUAAAUAGAGGUGCGUGGAUUAACAAGACUAUGAAACAUUGCUUGCUUUUCUUUUUUUAAAAAAAAAAAUAAGAUUGGAAUACAAAUAUGCAAGUUUCACGAAGAUUGCUUCAGGCCGAACGUAAUGAGUGUAGGCCAUCAGGCCCCAAGAAGCUUUGCCCCCGCCAUUCAAUGAGCUCGUGGCCAAUCAUUUACCUUCCUGCAUUAACCCCACAUCCCUUCACCCCCUUAAUAUUCAAAGCCCCCUUUGACCUCUUCCUAUAAUACUCUCUGUGACUAGGCCUCCACAGAUGACACGCCCCCCCCCCCCCGACCUUGGGUAGAGAAUCCAAGCCUAUAUUUUUUUAAAGAAAUAAACGGCCUUUGAAGCUUUUGAAACAAAAAUCGCUUUGGGAUGAUGUCGACUGCUGCCGGGGUUAACAAAUAUUCUGGAACUGGAGGGAACAGCUCGUGUCUGGAGAUUUCUAUUAAAUCACAGCUAUUAGUUCCAUACAGCGUUGGUUAGUACGACAGAAACAAGCAGCAAGAUUGACCCCCAACAUGAUGUAUAGUACGGAUAAUACACUGAACCCAACAUGAUAUUACCCAAGAUUAUCCUGUUAUUUUUUUCUCUCUCUCCCUCUCUCUCUCCCUCCCUCUCUCUCUCCCUCUCUCCCUCUCUCCCUCUCUCUCUCCCUC
Molecule: messenger RNA, 3536 nt
Organism: Hypanus sabinus (Atlantic stingray)
Lineage: Eukaryota; Metazoa; Chordata; Chondrichthyes; Myliobatiformes; Dasyatidae
Product: homeobox protein Hox-A10-like
Exons: 2
Coding region: 181-1137 (318 amino acids)
Biological process (GO): regulation of transcription by RNA polymerase II
Cellular component (GO): nucleus
Molecular function (GO): RNA polymerase II cis-regulatory region sequence-specific DNA binding; DNA-binding transcription factor activity, RNA polymerase II-specific
Source: RefSeq, a predicted model, not a curated record